AUGAGUGGUCCUAAUCCUAAUAAAGAACCUGUAGAAUUAAAUCGUACAUCUUUAUUCUGGGGCUUAUUAUUGAUUUUUGUUCUUGCUGUUUUGUUUUCAAGUUACUUUUUUAAUUAA
Molecule: messenger RNA, 117 nt
Organism: Chondrus crispus (carragheen)
Lineage: Eukaryota; Rhodophyta; Florideophyceae; Gigartinales; Gigartinaceae
Source: the annotation of a RefSeq genome assembly